Mycena citricolor is the source of this 5480-nucleotide messenger RNA. NCBI's taxonomy places the organism in Eukaryota, Fungi, Basidiomycota, Agaricomycetes, Agaricales, Mycenaceae. The record is from the annotation of a GenBank genome assembly.
GUCACUCUCUCAGACUCCCCAACCUCCGCCAUGGCUGCUCUCGCUGCACUACUGCCACAGCCUAUCCAUUCCUCUUCAUUUGAGGCCGAGACUGAGAUAUCCCGUCCCUCCGCGCCCUCCCAAGCACUUACGACCAGGCCCGCAAUUCCACCUUACGGCCAACGACGCGGUUGGAGACCGACAUCCCAAGACGACUUUGCUGAUGGUGGAGCGUACCCGGAGUGUCACGUUGCCCAGUAUCCUUUAGAGCUCGGGAAAAAGAAGACUGCAGCUGGAAAUACGUUGGCGCUUCAAGUCGACAGUGAAGGCAAUGUGCGCUACGAUGCCAUUGCGCACCAGGGUCAACGCGGCGACAAAGUCAUUCAAUCCCAAUUCAAAGACCUCGUCCCCCUUUUCCAUCGAAAGGAUCUGACGGAUGAAGACCGGUCAAUGGAGCGUCCAUCAGAGGAGGAGGUGCAAGCAACAGCGGACAAGACGAAAGAAGCUCUGGAGAAAUUGGUCAACGGGAAGAUCAAAGCCUCGCAACCCAAGCACGUCCCGGAUAGCAUGGCACACACUUCCUUCAUUCGUUACACCCCGGGACAACAGAAUGGCUCGGACGGCCUCAAACAGCGAAUCAUCAAAAUGUCGACCGUAGUCGAGGAUCCCAUGGAGCCCCCGCGGUUCAAGCACAAAAAGAUCCCUCGUGGUCCACCAAGCCCUCCCCCUCCUGUCCUGCGCAGUCCACCCCGGAAAGCCACCCCGCAAGAGCAAAAGGAGUGGAUGAUUCCUCCUUGUAUCUCGAAUUGGAAGAACAACAAGGGUUUCACCAUCCCUUUGGACAAGCGACUGGCAGCGGAUGGCCGUGGUCUCCAAGAUGUCCACAUCAACGACAACUUUGCCAAGUUCUCCGAGGCCCUCUUUGUCGCGGAUCGCCAUGCUCGCGAGGAAGUGCGACAGCGAUCCCUCAUGCAGCAAAAACUUGCACAGAAGGAAAAGGCUGCCAAGGAGGAGAACUUGCGCAUGAUGGCUCAACGUGCAAGGGAAGAGCGGGCUGGUAUCGUCUCCAAGCCUACCGCAGCAACCCAGGCUGCUAUGAAAUCGGCGCUUGGUGGCUACGGCAGUGACAGUGCCAGUGACAGCGAGUCGGAGGACGACAAGGACAAGGACGAUAGUGAAGAUGAGGAGGCUGCGAAGAUCCGUGACGAUAUGCGUCGUGAGAAGCGGAUGGAGCGAGAACGGGAGAUGCGGAUGAACAACAUGGGGACGGAGCAGCGUGCAAAACAACUUGCUCGCCAACAGAACCGAGACAUCUCCGAGAAGGUCGCGUUGGGCCUGGCCAAGCCCACCCUGUCGAAAGAGUCCAUGCUGGACUCACGGUUAUUCAACCAAGAAUCCUUGCCGGGCAACUUUGCGGACGAAGACUCGUACAACCUCUACGACAAGCCAUUGUUCCACGGAUCUACAGCAGCAGCAGCUAUCUACAAGGCUCGUGGCAACAUCGCCGAGGGCAACGAAGAAUCGUUCGGCGGAGGUACCGAUGAAGGAAUUGGCAAGGCACUUUCGACAGACCGUUUCGGGCUUGGGCAGCCUCAAGUUGGAUUCGAAGGUGCCUCGGAGCAGGAAGUUCGAGAAGGACCUGUGCAAUUCGAGAAGGAUAGUGGAGACGUGUUCGGGUUGAAUCAGUUCUUGGAUGAAGCCAAGACUGGUAAGAAACGAGGGCUGGACACCGAAACUGGAGGAUCACGGAAAAGGCAGCAACUCGAUAGGGCGGCUGAGCGAGAGGCUUGAGGGUUGUUGUAGCAGUUAUCUUGUAAGUAUUUUAUCACUCCUGUAUUACGUAGUAACACCUCGCAUACACCUGGGCUCAGUGUCUGGCAUCAACCUGACCAGCGCCUGCUUAUAUCGCGCCGCGGUAUGCAGUGAGUCGAGGAUGCUCAAUUAAAUGAUCUAUAUAGUGUUGCAAUUACUCUUCAUCUUUGUCAGCGUAGACUUUGAGCAGUCCCCGGAAUCUCUCAUCCCAUGCCACCGGCGUCGAAGGUGCUACGACAAGCCAGCCACGAACAUCUCCUCGCCAUCUCUUCUCCUUUUUGAGUCUUUCGUCUCGCAAUUCGACUUCCGUCGGUGGUGGAUUCGAGACCUCUUCUUUGCUGGGUUCCCGGGUCCCGCGAGCCAGCGCCCUCGCGGUGGCCAGCUUGGUCUUGAGGUCAGAGUAGUACUUUUCUCGGUUCUUUUCCGUCUCAGCUGGGAUUUUAGCUAGUGAGGACUUGAGAUGGCUCUCGGAAGCGCGGUCGAAGUCGAGGUCUGAGGUCGCGCCCUCCGACACGGAGGUGAUAUCCGCGAAGCGGACAGUUUCGGCGGGAGGCGCGUUGAAAGGACGCGUGUUGCCCUGGAUGAGUCGAUAGGCGGCCUGUGCACCGUUGCGUACGUCAUGCCGGAGGUUGAACCAGUCCCAGAUCAUCAUGGGGAUAUUGAAGAACCCGAGUCUGUCGACGAAGGGUACCACAAUGAGAGGCGGCACGGGCGGCACAUCGGGAAGAGAUGCGAAUGGAGCGUUUUCGGGCUCCGAGAAGGAUGGGAAUGGAGGGGGCUUGAGAACUCGUUCAGCAGGCGGAGGGGUGCUGUUCUCCUCGAGGCCAACAGCCACAUCCCCUUCAAAAUCGUCAUCGAACGUCCCGUCCUCCGCGAAAUCAUUGGCGAGCGCCUCAUCCGGGUCCAAUUUAGCCAUGGGUUCCGUCCAGCCGCGUUUGAGUCCGGCCAUGAACUCUUUGAACGUCGGUCGUCCGAUGAGCAUGAUCCCGCCCUCCAGCGCAUCUUGACGCGCCUGUACGGGGGUCCGAUACGCAGGAAGCUGUUUGUUGACUUCGGGCUCGGUAUCGAUUCCUGCUUCCAGCCGUCGUCGCGCUUUGAUAUCCUCCGCUACACGCGGCAGCGACAAGAAUGGGCUAGUAAAAAACAAGAGGUUGGCACACGUAACAGAUGAGAAAGGUCCAUGCCGACCUUGACAUACUUGCGGAAGUACUUCAGCGUCUGGUCGUGGUCUUCGUCUCCAGGCCACUUGGCGCCGUACACAACCACCUUCCGCGGGUACGCAAGCGAGCUCUUCGUCUCGUCAGCGAGAUGCUUCACUCUGUCCACGUACUCCUGGCGGAUGACUUUGCACUGUUUCCGGUCGUAGACGUACAGUCCCACGAUGGAGGAUGUCACGGAGAGAAAGAUGAGCCAAUUCCGUGAGGGAAGUUUGGGGCGUUUGUCGAGCCAUGAGGGCGGGAUACCGGUGUAUUUCAGAACCGUCCGUAUGCCCGACGCGGACGUCGAAGAGCUCUCCCCAUUCAUGCAGAGCAGAAAAAAGUGUCGGGAUGUAAAGGAGGAUGGAUCCCUGCCGUGCACCGCCACCUGUCAUCACCCAUCCGGAUGUUUGCGAGCUGUCGUUGGUCCCUGCGAGUGCUCACUGCUGGUGUUCAUGACGAGUCAUGCAAAACGUUCGUAUGACCGCUCGCCCUAGCGGCUUUUUUGCUCUCGGCACGCGCAGAAACUCGAGCAAGGCGGCUAUUAUCAACAUUCCCCAGGCCGACGUGUAUCGUUUUGGAGAUGCAAAUCGUGCGACACCUCUUCUGCGCGCACUCAAUUGGUCUGUGAAGCCAAACGAGAGCUGGGCCGUUGUUGGAAGCGGCUCAGGCGAAAAGUCGCACAUAUUUGAUGUGCUCAUGCGACACCUUAGAAUACACCCGCCACCUCCAUUCCCCGGACUCCUGCCAUUCUUGGGGGACUUCUCUGGCGAUCUGCAAGACGUCGUGUCCACUGUGUCCUUCGCGAACAAGCGUGCAGUUGGCGGUGGGUUCUACGACUACAGCGCGCGGUACGGGUCUGUACGAGAAGAGGACCAGAUUACUCUACGCCAGAGCAUGUUUUCAGACACCACCGACCACCUGAAAGCGCGCAGCCGCAUCUCACUCAAGCUAUCCAAGUCUCCGACAGAGCGCAAUGCGUUGUUCGAACGACUGGGUGAGGACUUGAAACUCAACAAGCUGCUGGAUCUGCCGAGGAUUGCGUUGAGUAACGGACAGACCCGUCGGGCACGUAUUCUCAAGGCGCUUUUGGCUCAACCCCGCCUGUUACUACUCGACGAACCCUUGACGGGCCUCGAUGUUGAUAGUCGCGCGAUUGUCCUCAAUCUCUUCCAGAAACUACACGCGAAAUGUGAUCCGCAUAUCAUUCUGGGCAUGCGAAUACAGGACCCGAUACCUGAAUGGAUCACCCAUCUGCUCUUCGUCAACAAUGGCCAAGUCACUACCGGUCCCAAAAAGGACGUUCUGGAGCAUAUACUGCAGGUCAAGAAUGCCUCAGAGGCUCGUGAACGAAGCGCUUUCGCACCAAUCGAGCUUGGGAACCCCGUCGUGGAGAUGAACAAUGUCUCUGUGUCGUACAGCGCGGGUCAGCGUCAGAUCCUGAAGAACGUCGCCUGGACUAUCCGGCAGGGGCAUCGGUACCACCUCCAGGGCUCGAAUGGCUCCGGGAAGACUACAUUGCUGUCAUUGCUCACAGGAGACCAUCCCCAGUCAUACAUACAAAACGGACCCGAUCGCUACUUGAGAAUGUUCGGAACACCUAGAGCCCGACUCGCGACACCCCACCUCCAGUCGCUCAUCGGCGUCGUGACACCAGAGCUGUUUGAUGCGUUUCCCAGGAGAUCACCUGGCAUGUCCGUUUGGGAAGUCAUCGCAACGGGCUUUGAGGGCGUCUUCGUGUCUCGCGGCGCAGUUGGCUCGGUCGAUCUGAGCGAGGAGCAGACAGGAUGGCGCACCCUUCGAUGUUGGGAAGUCUUGGGUGCUUUGGGGCCUUGUGCCUGGCGAGCCGAGCCACUGCCAGCUUCCGAUGCGCGAGUCAACGAAGAACUGCAAUCAUUCGCCGCUCGCAAGUUCAUCGAACUCCCGGUCGGCGAACAGCGUAUGGCUCUCCUCAUGCGGGCUUUGGUCGGUAAGAAGGAGCUCGUCUUGCUGGACGAAGUGUGGAGUGGAAUGGACCAUCGCAUGAUUGCAGCGGCCAGGAAUUACCUCCGCAACGGGGGCGUCGGACCAGAACAAGCUGUGGUCGUGGUCACUCAUCUCGAAGAGGAGGUCCCGUGGAAUCGCGAGGACGGCGUCAAACGUGCGACUCUCGUCAAUGGCCAGUUGACUGUAGAGAGUUGACGAAUGAUAAUGCUCGACCCGCCACUCUUACGCGUGUCUCUUCCGCACAGUUUACACUGACGCUACCUGAAAUAUACAUGGAGAGUAACUGCGGAGUAUCCCGGGGGUGUGUGGCCAUGGUGGUAGCCCCACGGCCUAUGAUUUACAUUGAACCCGUCGUAGACUAUGUUGGCCGGGUGGCCAAUGCUAGAUAUGGAGCCCAUAUUCGGAUUGAUUAAUUUAAAAGAUUUGGAUUAUCGCUGUCCACACAAAGCAGUUAUGCAAAGAGUAGUUGGCCAAGAGCGAUCGAUCGUGUCGCGUCGCGUGACGUUA